GAAUGGCGGGGGGGGGCAUGUUGCUAUGGUAACGCGGCGAGGCCGAGGCCAUGGGGGAGCCGCAGGACUGGCGAGGCCCCGAGAACACGUACAGCCUGCGGCCGGCCUUCCAGCACAAAUUUCGAUCUUCUGCAGUAAAAGAGUGCAUCCAUGUGAUACUCAAAGAGAAUCUAGCCAAUGUGCAAUACAACCCAGAGGAAACGCCAGAGCUCACACGGUCCUUAUCAGAGACAAUUAAAGAUAGACUGAAAGCGGAGGGAUUUCACCGAUAUAAAAUGGUGGUGCAGGUUGUGAUUGGAGAACAGAGGGGUGAAGGAGUGAACAUGGCUGCACGAUGUUUCUGGGAUGCUGACACUGACAACUAUGCACAGGAUGUUUUUAUGAAUGACAGUCUGUUCUGCGUGGUAGCAGCAUUUGGCUGUUUCUACUACUGAUGCCAGUGAAGACCGCAGAAAGGAACUACAGUAAUUGUAGAGAGGAUUUUUAGUUUGUUUGGUUUUCUUCAACAAUUUGUACUCAUGUUUUCUCAAAGUAGCAGACUUACAAUUGUACAAAGCAUGCUCACUGUAUCUGUAUAAUACACUGAUGUGUCCACAACGUCCUCUUCUUUCCUGCUUGUAUAAAUAUAGCUUUGUAGCAUAUUGUUUUUCUUUUGUCCUUUUAAUCAUCCUUCCUGCUUUGUGCAAAAUGGAUUUAUUAACUCCUAGAAGCCAGAUACAGUGCCUUAAAAGGACUAGAUUGCUUUUAUUAGUAGUGACUUGUUUCCAUAAUGUAAUAAAUAUUUAUAAGCAAUGUAAUAUAAUAAAUACAAAUAUAUAUAUAUAUUAUACCUUUC
Molecule: messenger RNA, 835 nt
Organism: Gopherus flavomarginatus (Mexican gopher tortoise)
Lineage: Eukaryota; Metazoa; Chordata; Testudines; Testudinidae
Gene: DYNLT2B
Product: dynein light chain Tctex-type 2B
Exons: 5
Coding region: 51-434 (127 amino acids)
Biological process (GO): microtubule-based movement
Cellular component (GO): cytoplasm; cytoplasmic dynein complex
Molecular function (GO): dynein intermediate chain binding
Source: RefSeq, a predicted model, not a curated record